GCAGCCUGUCAGUGUUUGUUGUCACUUGUUUGGAGAAGCGCAUGAGGAGCAGUCAGAAUGGAUUUCAAUCUGUCGUCAGCUUUAGAUAAGAAUGAAGAGGUGGUGAAGAGUGAGGAGGCUCAGAAGGAUGAGUUUAGUUGGCCCUGGAACAAGAACAAGGAUAAGGAUAAGAGCGACAGUAAGGACAAGUCUGGAAGUAAGGACAAGUCUGGAAGUAAGCACAAGUCUGGAAGUAAGCACAAGUCUGACAAGAAGCAUAAGUCUGACAGCAAGGAUAAGAGCAAAGAUGGCGACAAGAAAGACAAGAAGAAAAAGAACAAGGACGGAGGAUCAAGCGCUUCAUCCUCAUCUUCCUCAUCCUCCUCCAGCAGUGAUGAGGACUGAUGCUUCCUGGGGGCCAGGACUGCUCUGUUAGUCUCUUAUGAUCUUGUCCAUUGACAAAGUGAGUGUGUGUGUGUGUGUGUGUGUGUGUGUGUGUGUGUGUGUGUGUGUGUGUGCAAUUGUACCAACUUUUCUUCUUGUCUCGUCACUGGUGUCACAGAAACAUAAUGGUUUUGUGUAAACAAAUCUGCUAAUUCCUAGAAGUAAAUGUUCCGACAACAAACCAAGCAACUGCAGGUUCUCUGUUCGUCAAAAUUCUCCUGUCAAGUAAUGUGUGUUUUCUUCACCACUAGAUGGCAGUGUUCUACAUUUUUAAGGUCAGUCAAAGUUUAAGAUGAAAGGAGUCUUAUUUUUAGGAUUUAAACUUUUAAAAUACAAAGAAAAUAUAGACAACGUGACAUUUGCAAACAUUGUGUACAUGCAGAAAAGCACCAAACUUGUUGAAAUGACAAAAAUAAAAAAUAUGUUCUAUUUAGAAAAAGAAUAAAUAAACAAAAGGGCAAUUAUUGUUUUGUCUUUUAGGCACUUUGUAUGGAUAAGAGUCAAGUAGUUUGAUGGCUCAUGUGAAAUUAAACUAUUCAAAAAUGGAAAACCUUGUUCCUCAGUGAAAGUGUAAUGCAGCUGCAGAGUUCUCGGUUUGACCUGAAGUGACAAUAUCAGCAGGUGCCAGUGGACCAGAGGUGAAGAAGUAUUCAGAUCCUUUACUUAAAUAAGAGUAACAAUGUAAAAAUACUUGACUACAAGUUAAAGUAUUCUCAGCAAAAUGUACUUAAGUAUGAAGUAAAACUUGUUAUGCAGAAGGACUGUG
Messenger RNA from Seriola dumerili (greater amberjack), 1189 nucleotides. RefSeq names its product protein PXR1-like. The record is from RefSeq and is a predicted model, not a curated record. Lineage: Eukaryota; Metazoa; Chordata; Actinopteri; Carangiformes; Carangidae. The coding region runs from base 58 to 384 and encodes 108 amino acids. The transcript has 4 exons.